AUUCAUUUCGAAACAAGCGUGCAUCCCUCGCAGAGAAAUACAACAAAGGUUUUGCACCAAAUGCGGAGAUAAUUUAUUUACAAAAUAAAGCACAUUUAGCGUGAUUUACUAAACAUUCCAAGAACAACUACUAUGACGGACACUGAGGAAACACAGUCUGCUGCCAACACAACAUCGAUUACCUCCACAACGCCCAAUGACAAAGACGCAGCCAAAAUAUGUGUUUUGCUAAAUGCCACGGGAAAUGUGCCCAUCAUCAAGAAGCGCACGUGGACGGUGGAUCCCAACAAGACUGUUAGCUGGAUACAAAAGUUUAUACACAAAUAUCUAAAGCUUGAUCAAAAUGAGCAAAUCUUUCUGUAUGUGAAUCAAACAUUUGCGCCUGCUCCAGAUCAGAUCAUAAAGAAUCUAUAUGAUUGUCACGGCACCAAUGGAAAAUUGGUUCUUUACUAUUGCAAGAAUCAGGCGUGGGGCUAAAAUCGAUAUUUGGAUAACAUCAUUUUUAAGUAUUUAUUAUUUCUACUAUGCGUUAAUGUUUAUGUUAUUUAAUUGUAUGCAGUGAAAACCUUAUAAAUUUUCACAACUUUUAUUUUACGCCCCGUUGCAAGUCUCAUUAAACGACCAUAUUUGCAAAAUAAUAACAAAUAUAAUUUAAAUUAGUCGCCGC
This is a messenger RNA of Drosophila albomicans, 667 nucleotides long. It is a transcript of the gene Atg12, whose product is annotated as autophagy protein 12-like. Lineage: Eukaryota; Metazoa; Arthropoda; Insecta; Diptera; Drosophilidae. Gene Ontology annotation, cellular component: Atg12-Atg5-Atg16 complex; phagophore assembly site membrane; cytoplasm. Bases 133 to 477 code for a protein of 114 amino acids. The record is from RefSeq and is a predicted model, not a curated record. Gene Ontology annotation, biological process: C-terminal protein lipidation; nucleophagy; autophagosome assembly. The transcript has 3 exons.